Molecule: messenger RNA, 17793 nt
Organism: Pelobates cultripes (western spadefoot toad)
Lineage: Eukaryota; Metazoa; Chordata; Amphibia; Anura; Pelobatidae
Source: the annotation of a GenBank genome assembly
AUGUCGCGGCAGACAGGGCGAGUUGAAUUUUGGUGCUGGAAAAAAAUAAAUACCCAUUUUUUCCCCUCAGUUUUAACUUAGAUUUAGGGGGGCCUUGAAUCUAAAUAAAGAGAACACUACAGAUCUAGUGAUACAAGUUUCUAUUUCUAACUCUGUCCUGUUUCUUUACUGUGUCUCUUUUUAGUGUAGAAUUAUGCACACAUAUUCAGGUGACACUACGUCCUAUUGGUUCGCUCACACAACACAUUCCCUUUGCUUGCCUAGUUGCAUUUCGGGAUGUGUAGUUUUUUUUUGCCAGUGGGCGGUGCAUUUCCCCACCUAUCGUACUACAUGUCCCGUGAUGCUCUGUGACCGGGCCCUGUCUUGUAUCCGGUGUCCUUGCCUUCGGUCACAGUGAUCCCGGCUUCACCAUGCUAUCCUCCCGCGCUCUUCUCCUUCUCCGCCGGGCAGCAUUAGCCCAAGUCCGCGGCUAUGCUGAGGCAGCACCGUCAGGGGCCCCAGCAAUGAGCUUCACCUUCGCCUCCCCGACCCAGGUCUCGCCAUAACUAUUCUAUGUAAUGUCUGCGUACUCUGUAUGUGUGUGUUACCCGUACAUUGGUGUAACAUUGUGUGAUUGAGAGGUAGUGGUUAUGGUAGGCAAAUUAUAUAUAUUUUUUAUUUUUAUUUUUUUUACUACCAUAAACGUGUGUUAUAUAUGUUAUUAUAUUCGUUUAUAUUUAUAAUCAUUUAUGUGAUGCAUACCUGAGUUUCUGUUUAAAUAUUUAGAAAUAUUGCCUAUUAAAGUUAAUAGUUUUAAUUUGCUGAAAGGGACUGCAGUGCAAUAGUUGGAUACAGCUGCUCCAAUGUCACUCAUGGAUGUAGCUCUGCAGUGUAUGUAAUACAGGAGAGAUAGAGGCAGGGAUCUGACAGCAGCCAGGAUUAUUGAAGGCCUGUCUAAUCUCCUGUCCUGUGCAUUGCUUAAUCUUGAAUAUAUUUUCAACUGUGAAACUAAGUAUAACCCACAGUGGUGUCUAAGGGAGAGAGUAGAAAGAAGAGUUGAGUCGUAGUUUAAAGGGCCACAUGUCACCUUCUGUUGUGUGACAUUGAAGUGCAAACCAAUGGUUGUUUUUGUUUGUAGUAUUAUUCAGACUUAAUCAAGUGUACACACCCAUAGCCAGUAACACAUUUUGACCAUGAAAUGUAAUUUCAAGAACACAUGUAUGUGUGUGUUCUUGUAAUACAUUUAUUUAUUUUUUUUGGACUAACAGAAUUUAUUAAUGACAAGUUUUCGGGAGAACCUCCCUUUCUCAAGUCUAAAGCAUUUCUGAGCAAGACGAAUUACUGAACUAAUACGGCUACAAUCUCUACUUGAACUAUAUUAUAAUAAUAAUAAUAAUAUAAUAUAUAUAUAUAUAUUUUUUUUUUAUUAUUAUUAUUAUCUCAAGUAAGGUUUUAGAGUGUUCCUUUAACAAAUCUGGGACUCUUGUGGUCAUGGGGGUUGGAGGUAUUCUUUAAGUGUCUGUUAUGACAUGAAUUUUUAAAUUGGAAAUGUCACCGUCUAGGGACUUUGAAGAAUUUGCAAAGGCCCCAAUGGUAACAUUGCUGCUGGUGAUCCAGUGGCAGAAGGGGGGUGGAGAAAUGGUAUUUUUAUUUACCUGAACCUCUCCCUCAUGGGUGCCAGCCUCAUCUGACAGCCAGUCCUCGACUGCUGGCUGAAGUGCCUGGAGCUGACGUCACUGCUGUAUUCUCACACAUGCGCGAGAGUUAAGCAUUUAAGGGACCCUGGGCACCCAGACCACUUCAGCUCAUUGAAGUGGUCUGGGUGAAAACACUUUUCACCUUUAACCCUGUGCAUGAAAUUAUUGCAGUUUUUAUAAACUGCAAUAAUUACCUGCUGGGGUUAGCUCCUCCUCUAGUGGCUGUCUACCAGAUAGCCACUAGGUAGACUUCCGGGUGGAUAGGCAACUUUUGGUCACCUAAACUAUGCUGGACAUCCUCACACUAUAUAUGAGGACUUCCAGCGUCACCGGAAUCCCCAUAGGAAAGCAUUGAACAAUGCUCUCUUAUGGGGAAAGCAUAAUGCUAGUGUGACAAUUGAGGGAUAGCGGCGCUGGACCUAGGUAAGUGACAGAACCCCUUCUGCACCAAGGGGGGAAGCAGUGGGUCUUGACAGAGGGGAAGCUAUAGUGCCAGUGCUAGUUUGUUUUCCUGGCACUGUAGUUUCCCUUCAAGGUCUAUGGUGGAGACACUGGGGUCCUCCAUAGACAUAACUAAUUCCCUGCAGCCAUCACGCGUGACAGCUGGGAGAUUGACACUUUUUGAUGGCGGUAGCUUCUCCCAAUGUCAAGAAGUGUCUAGCAUAUGAAAAAUACUGAGACAAAAUGGAAACUUCAGUAAAAUUCCAACACAAUCAAAAUUAGUAUUUUGUAAUGAUUUUUAUCGUUAUGUAAUACUUAAUUUGCAAGUGGUGGUGACAGUAUCGCUUUUAACUUAGAGCUGGUGUUUUAAUCUCAGGGCAGGACCGAAAAGAUGCUGGGAGAGAACUGCACUGUCUGUCUUCCAUGCACUCCUUUUGGCAUAUCAGUGUGAGGAUUGAUUCUAAAUUAAGCACUCUAAGCAACGUAACCUCAGUAGUCUGCUGCAGUGUUUAUGGUGCCAGCGGAUCCAUGGCACCAUCUAUUGUUAGGAGUGUCAGCUGAUGACCCAGGGCAUGAAAUUCAGUCCAGAGAUAAAUGGAAUUGAUAUGGCUAAUGUUAGGGAUCGACCGAUUAUCGGUUUUACCGAUAUAAUCGGCCGAUAUUCGGUAUUUUCGACAAUAUCGGUAUCGGCCAAUUCAGAUACCGAUAUUGCCGAUAAUACCUCCUAGGACCGUCAGGCUCAUUACAAGCCUGGUGGUCCUGGGGGGAACGGGCAGCAAGCGCUUACUCACCUCCCAGCAGCUCCCCAGUGUAACUCUCGCGAGACCCGCGGCGAGAGUUACGCUGGAGGAGCUGCUGGGAGGUGAGUAAGCGCUUGCUCUCCACCCCCCCCCCACCCCACCCCACAGCUCAGCUAAUGCCACUGGACCACCAUAUCCCCCCUCCCUGGCCAGGCAACAAGCAGGGAGGGGGGACAACAAAAAUAAUAAUUAAAUAUUAAAAAAAAAAAAAAUUUUAAUAAAAAAUGCCCCCCUCACACACACACUCCAUUAUAUACACUACACAAACACACUGUGUAUAUAAUGCAGUGUUUGUAUAGCGUGUUUAUAUAAUGCACACUACACAAACACACUGCAUUAUAUACACACACACACUCUCUAAUAUGCAUAGAAGGGGUUAGGGGGGUACUAAUAUGCAUAGAAGGGGUUAGGGGGGUACUAAUAUGCAUAGAAGGGGUUAGGGGGUACUAAUAUGCAUAGAAGGGGUUAGGGGGGUACUAAUAUGCAUAGAAGGGGUUAGGGGGUACUAAUAUGCAUGGAAGGGGUUUAGGGGGGUACUAAUAUGCAUGGAAGGGGUAGGGGGGUUAAUAUGCAUGGAAGGGGUAGGGGGGUUAAUAUGCGUGGAAGGGGUAGGUGGGGUUCUUUUGUGCAUGGAAGAGGUAGGGGUGGUUCUAAUAUUCAUGGGAGGUGUAGGUGGGGUUCUUAUAUAAAUGGAAGGGGUAGAGACGGGUAGUAAAAUGUAUGGAAUGCAUUUCUGACAGUGUCACUGAAUGACACCCUAAGUCAGGGGCAGUAUUACACAAUCUGUAUAUGUAUAAAAAAAUAUAAAAAGUAAUCUGCAAAGCACAAAAUGUUUGUGUCAUAUGUCGUGCUAAAAAUUAAGCUAGGAAUAUGCAUAUUUUUUUAAAAUAAUUUUUAGAAUAAUGAUACAGACAUUUUAUUUCUUACAUUUUUUUUUUUUUUUUCCCCCAAUGUAUUUUAUUUUUAAAUUUUCAUUGGACAUACAUAGCAUAAAUAGGAAUUAACUUGGGGGGUACAAGGAGAAAAGGCGACAAUACAUAUACAAUGUAUCAAAUUAUACAAAUGUGUCUGUAACAACUGUUCAUAGAAUUAGAUAGUAGUCACAAGUCAUUAGCUUCCAAAUACUUUACGUACAUUGGUAGGUACAUACAUGUUUGCCUGAAGAUGUUCUAAGGCACUGAUUUGGUUCCUUACGCCCUAACUGUUGGAGCUGCAGGGCAGGGGAAAAGGGGGAAUUAGCGUUGGUGUUCUAUGGCAGCAAAUAUAUUGUUGUUAAAGGUUGUUACAGUGGGUAACCAUCUUCACCCAGGAACCCUGGUGUUGUGUUGUGUAACUCAUAGUCCCUAUUGCUUCUCACCAUACCUAUAAUCCACCCAUCUGCGCCACCUUGUUUCAUGCCUAUUCUGUCUCUCAGUGAUACGACUUGCCAUGCGCUCGUAUGUAUAUAUCGAGUCCAGUCUACCUAGACUCUCUGGUAAUGUGGGUGCCUGUGUGGAUUUCCAUUUUUGGGCAAUUGCAGUUUUGGUUGCCAUUAGGCAGUGGAUCGUUAAAUAGCUUUUAUCUUUGUGGAGGUUGUCUGGGAAAAUGUGUAAUAAGAAGCACUCUGGUUUCGGAGGAACCCUAAUCCCUAGGCUUUUGCAAAAAAGUGUUUGGAUGUCUUGCCAUAAUGAUGUGAUCUGUGUGGAUGUCCAAAAUAUAUGGUAGAUGGACCCCUCUUGUUUUUGGCAUCUCCAGCAAAGUUUGUUCGCUCCUGGAUAUAUGUGGGCCAGUUUGUUGGGGACCAGGUACCAGCGCAUGGUUAAUUUGCAGUACGUUUCCCACUGAUUGAGACUAUGUGAGGCCUGCUUUGAAUUGCAUUCCCAGGUCCAUUUCCCAUUUUGUCAUGUAGGAGGGUUUUGUUACCGUAUACUGGGUAAGAAGUGUAUUGUAGCAAAGGGACAGUGCUUUAACCUUGGGAAGCUUCCCCAUACAUUUUUGGAUGAAUGGUGGUAGGAGACUGGAUUCUUUCAAGAUAAUCCUGCUCUCUUGUAUUAUAUUCUUUAUUCUCAGAUAGGUGAAUAGUUCCCUGUGUGGAAUACGGAAUUCCCUGGCCAUGUCGGGGAAUGGUUUGACACCCUCUGGGGUCAGCAAGGAGCGUACCCCAGAGACCCCCCCGGCUGAGCCAGUUGUCUAGCUGCAGGUUAGUCGUUCGGACAGCCAAGGCCUGAAGCGGUGCCGCAAGGAGUAGGUCAUUCUCGCUGAGGAAUAGAGGGGUAGUUUGCUUCCAGGUUUGGAGCAAUGUCCCUGUGGCUGGUAGCAGGUUUUUGGUUUGUAUUGGUGUUGUGUUUGCCCAGAGAAGCAUUGGGAUCGUGCCAGUGGGCAGGCAUGCGUCUUCCAACGCUAGCCAAACUGGAGGGGGCUGCCUCUCAAGGAUCGUGAUAUUUCUUACAUUUGUGAUGAUUCUUUUUUCCUCUCUAUAUUCAAGGGACACUAUAGUCACCAGAACCACAACAGCUAAACGUAGUAGUUCUGGUGUCUAUAGCAUGUCUUUGCAGGCUUUUUAACCCCUUAAGGACAAAACUUCUGGAAUAAAAGGGAAUCAUGACAUGUCACACAUGUCAUGUGUCCUUAAGGGGUUAAUGUAAGCACUGCCAUUUCGUAAAAAGGCAGUAUUUACAUUACUGCUGAAGAAUACCUCUAGUGGACACUCAGAUGGCCACUAGAGGUGCUUCCUAGUCGAGACAUGAAUGCCGCCCUAUGAAGUAUCUGCGCACGUGCGGCAAAGCUGCGCAUGCGCACGAGAGCAAUGACGCUUCUGAAUAGAAGCGUUUUAUUGCUCCCUGCUCGCACCUUCCUAUUUCGUCAUUUUGACGAAAUAGGGGGCGCGGCAUCAGGAGGAUCCCGGCGCUGUAUCCGAGUAUGUAAAACCCCUUCCCUUUCAUGUUACUAUUUAAUCAUUUAUAUAGCAAUUGCAAAUUCCAUAGCGCUGUACAAUGGGAUAAACAACUCCUAGUUUACGGAAUAAGAAUAUAGCUGGCGAGUAAAAAUGCUAUCCCCCCCAGAUUUUUGGGGGUUCCUACGCCCAUGGUGUGUGUGUGUGUGUGUGUGUGUGUGUGUGUGUGUGUGUGUGUGUGUGUGUGUGUGUAGUGUGUUUAUAUAAUGCAGUGUGUGUUUGCAUAGUGUGUUUAUAUAAUGCACACUACACAAACACACUGCAUUAUAUACACACUAUACAAACACACACACUCUGCAUUAUAUAAACACACUACAUUAAUUAUAUACACACCCUACACAAACACACACACUUUGCAUUUAGUAUAUACUGCAUUCACUUUACGCACACUACACAAACACUCAGCUUUCAUUAUAUACACACUACACUAAUACACACUGCAUACACUACACAAACACACACUGCAUCCACUACACACACUGCAUCCACUACACAAACACACACUGCAUCCACUACACAAACACAUACAGCUGCCCUGUCUAAACACACUGCAUCCACUACACGUGGCAUGUAUAUUUUGUGCAUUUACCUUUAGAAAUUGUUUUUAUUUUCCAGAAUGGUAAAUGUGCAGAAUAUCGGCAAAUUAUAUCGGCUAUCGGCCUGAAAGUUCACAGAAUAUCGGUAUCAGCUCUAAAAAAUCAAUAUCGGUCGAUCCCUAGCUAAUGUGUACUGUAUUUCUGACAUCACUGAUUACUCCACUGCCCUCUCCCGUGCAUGUUUGUUUCUGUUAAAGGGAAACAAUAGUGCUAGGAAAACAAAGUUGUUUUCCUGGCACUAUAGUGCCCCCCUCCGUCCUUAAAAACCUAUUCUGUCUCUUUCCUGAUUUCGGCGGCGAUGUCCCUUGGUGAUGGUUCGGGCUCUGCCUCCGCUCCUCACGUGCCGGCAAAGGCCGCGCUCGUAUUGGGAUUUUUCCCAUAGGAAAACAUUGUACAAUACUUUUCUAUGGAUUAUUAGGUGACGCCUGAUGUCUUCAUGCGUAGUGCGAGGGAAUCCAGCGUCAGGUGACCAAAAGUCGCCUUACGACCGGAAGUCCCUCUAAUGGCUGUCUGGUAGACAGACACUAGAGGAGAAGUUGACCCUCAAAGAUAAUUAUUGCAAUUUAUUUAAAACUGCAAUAAUUACCUUUGCAGGGUUAAGGGACCUGAGACACUGCACUCAGACCACUUCAAUGAGCUAAACUAGUCUAGGUGCCUAUAGUGUCCUUUUAACGCAGUCGUAAACUGAUCUGGUGUGGAAAGUCAACAUAACAUCUAUGUGCACUGUACUGUAAAUUUAUGGUAAAAAAAGAAAAUAAAGAUUGUCCAAAAAAAACCCCCUAAAAGUGAGCCAGUCCAGUUGCCUCCUGGCGUCAGAACAACUUCAGUUCAAUUAAGGAGUUAAUUGCCCAGGGUAUUCCUUUACGUACAAAACAGAACCUGUGUCCUUAAGCUGUUAAUGUUAAACUUUCUAUAUUGUUCACUUAGUUUAGUUUUGAGAUGGUACCAGUUAUGAUUCUUUCUAUCCACAGGUGUUUUAUAGUAAUGCAAAUGUGAAACAGGUGGAUGUCCCUACUUUAACAGGAGUAUUUGGAAUCCUUCCAGCUCACGUCCCAACGUUACAGGUACUGAGGCCGGGUCUGGUUACAGUGUUUGAUGGUGAAGGAACCCCAAACAAGUACUUUGGUGAGAAAAUUGAGUUUCAACUCUACUUUACUAUGUCAUAUUUUAUAAAACUGUCUAACCUUUCUACGAUCUGCGGUUGUCUGUGUCCAUAUUCUUUUGUGGGCACUAUGCUGCUUGUUUUGCUGUUUAAUUUUAAAUUUCAAGUCCUUCUAUACUAGUCCGUAAAACUUAUUUCCACUACAAGCCUGGAAUACUCACCAGAGGUGAAUUUCUACUCGCCAUGGCUACAUUUUCGCUCAAAUAUUUUGCCUUGCUAAUAUGCUUCCCACCAAUGGAAUUGCUAGUGUCUGUUAAUUUUACCUUAUUUUCUAGCUUUUUUUUUUUAAAGUUAACAUCCAGUUAAUUUUGAAAAAAAAUGUUUUGAUUCUUUAUUUGGUUGUGCAAAUUAUUACAAACAAGCUUGCAUUACCACAACAGCAUGGACAAACAUUAUUCUGUCAUUUAGUUAAAAAACCGUAGCAUGGCAAGUGUAGGUGCUGCACCUUUUUUAUUUUAUUUUUUAUUUUUUUUAAAUUGUGACAAGAGGAAACAGGUAAGCAUAACACGUGCGGUUGGGUUUUUCACAGUGAGUUAGCAUGAUGCAUCAUAAGGAACACCGCAUUUGUGAGAAAAAUUAGAGACAUUAUGGACACAAUUCUAUGAGGUUGAACAGAGCGAGCGUGAGAAAUGCUUUCAUAGAACUGUAGUAGGUAACCUAAGAAAGAUUCCACUGGACAGGUCGAGUUAACUAUGCCCGAGGCUUGAAUAGAGCACAUAUUCGAUAAAGGUGUGUAAAUAGGAGGUAUAGCCUGGUACAUAUUCAACAAAAUGUAUAACAGAAAUUAAACUGGGAAAGUACUUAUGGCUAUGUGGAGACUGCUGUUAUCCCAAGCCCUCUCAGCCAAUGCCUGUGAAUGGAAGGCCUGUACCCCAUUGGAGCAGGAGUUCAUCAAAGCACAGGAGGGCCCUCCACCUGUUCUGCGGGUUAUGGAGCUUUCGCUUUGCUUCUCCAUGUGUCUUUUGUAGUCCAGCUUCAGGAGCAGUGCUCCACGAUUGCCUCAUUGCACUCCCUAGGCCUUGCUGAGUGGGUACCUUCCAAUAGCGUCAGUUGCGCUGAUUGGUAUGGCUCCAUCUAGAGCGCCGAGUAGGAGUAUGGUGUCGAGUCUUAGGGGCUGGCUUUCAGCGAAGCCGUUUCAGCCGAGGGUCCUUCUGUCUUCCCUUCAUCAGAGUUCCCCGAGGUUGCCGUGGGAACUGCACGAGAGCUUGUGUGAAGAAAACUUAUUUUUGGCAUUUUCUUCUGUUUGUUCGUGACUUUAAGCUGUAUUUGUUUAUUUGGGAUUUUAUUGGUUCGGUAGAUUAAACCACCGAACACCGACCACCCUCCUGGCUCAUUACCUUCUAAGGGAAUCGUCUAUUAAGCGCUCUCUGGGCGGCCGCUGUUCGUAUAUAUGAAUGCCACGUGGAAGAGAAAAUGGCGGCCAUCUUGUUUGCGUGAAAGGAGGCAGCGGGACUUGGUCGUCAAGUGUCUGGAACUAAAAUCGGACACUCGACUUCCCGAACCACCGCUGAAACAUACGAACGCCUGCUUCCUUUUGUUGCCGAACAGCCAGGAGAGAGCUGUAACGGAUCGCCUGGCACCACGACUGGGUACCUCCGUUGAAAGAUGCUCCUAGCGCUUCCUGAGGACUCCAAGCACUGCAGCAGACACCACAACCACCGAACCGGAGAAGCAUAUGAAUCCUCUCAAGCAUAUGAAUGCUGUAGACAGUUGAAUAGGAAAAACCAUACGAAUAGGUUUACUCUCCUAGCAGUCAAACUGGAACAGCAUACAAUAAAUCCUUCCCCCAAUAAUGAGACGACACUUCACUUUGAGGGUUAAGCAGGAUCUCUCUGUACUGUCACAUACAGUCUCUUUUAUUCCCAAUCCACAAACAUAGUACAGCCCACAGGGCGUUACAAAACAACCAAUCAAUCCGUACAAUACACCCAGACACUCCCACACAAAAUCCUCCCCUCUGCAUGUGAUAUGAUUACUGAACACAAUGGGUAAUCUCAUUAUCACCGGCAGAGGAAUACAGUUUUUACACAAUAUUUAUAACUUCUAAAAUAUACAUGUCACAAACAUAAAACAUACAUUUUCACAAUCAAUCCAUUCAGGGGAACAACAUAUUAAAAAAUGGCACGAAUCAGACCAGGGGUUCAAAAGUUAAGGGAAAGUCCUUUGUGACUAAAUGAAGUAUGGCUUUCUGGCCCAAACCAGUUUCAGAGUCUUCUAUCCUGGAGAGUAAUUCAAUUAUCUCCCAGGAUAGACACAAGACUCCAUUAAGCACAUGGUUGCAAAAAGACACAAAACACUUUAAAAUACAUAAAGUCACCUUUUACACAUAAGACACAGACAUUUCACAUAUCCCCAGAUAGCUGGGAUCUGAGCGCACAAAACUACCAAAUAGCGCUCAGAUCCUAUGCACACAGUUCAAUUGCCAUGGAGACGAAGUCUUUAACUACAUGAAUGGGCUCCAUGGCAUAGCUAUCUGGGUUAACACAUUCACAUAAAGUCUGGUCCAUAGUCCAAAGGCAAGAGGCGGGCAAGCAGCCCCCUCCAAGGACACGUGGCGAGGCCGGUUUCGCCACAAGUGCCAUUCGUCGUUUGGUUCAUACGAACACGGGGAACAAUCGUUCCUAUGAGCCAAGAGGCUCCAUUCGUGCUUUUAUUCGGUUUUAUGCUGUUUUCUGAAUUGACCGACCGCACCCGCUGAAUUCGUGGAACUGUUUUGUGCAGGAGCCUCGUGUGCGGUUGGUGAACUAAGACUUCCAUACUUUUUGAGAACCCUUGAACCGAAAUUUGAAUAUGUUGGUCACCCAGAUCGGGGCUAUCAGGGGACAUGUGUGGGGAUACCUUGUGUGUAAAGGGGUGUUCUAAGUUUUGGGGAAAUUGUGUGUCCUCUGCCUAGAGAUAAUUGGGUUAUUCCUUAACUUAUUUCAGAAUCUCUCAGGCAGAGGAAGGGAGGGUUUUACUGUAAAACUGUAUUAUGAUUGGUUGUUCCUUUUGUUUACUAUUAUGAUUGGUUGUUCCUUUUGUUUACUAUAGUUUCCCUUCCAAGAAUAGUCUUGGAAGCUGCACUCAUCUACACUAUUCCUCUACACCCUAACUGCAGCUAUAAUCACUUAUGCUCAGCUAUUGGGAAAGGAAUAGAAGAACCUUAGUACCAUAACCACUGAAGGUCUUAACAGAUUGGAUGCUUGGUGACCUGGUCAGCGUCUGCAAACCAGGAGGGAGCUCACCUGACCUCUGUGCUUUAUCUCGCCAGCCCAUGUGCUCGUGUGAGAGAGAAGCAGCAGCACUUCUCCGUUCCUCCAGUUUGGCCCAGAAGCUGGUAAGAAGUGCUUCCAGUCUGAUCAUGAGGCUUAUAUUUGAAUCAUAGGGAACCCUGUGGGUUUGUGGUAGUCUACUCUGCCGUAGUAGGCCUAUCCUCCAUUUUGAGGCACGCUGUUGGGUUCAGGUAUGGAUUGCGUGCUGUUCGUUAGAGCAAGGGAAUUACUCAAGAUAGUCCAGUGGGGACCAGGAUAACCCCCGCGGGUCUGGGGGUGGGGGGGUUGAGUAAAAUUGAUCUGCACAGCAACCGCACAGGGUGAAAAUUGCCCACCUUCCCCUUGCACUGUCACCUGCAGGCUGCGACACACUUUCACCGUUACCCGGUGCUCUGAGAGCGUGGUCGGUACCACAUGCCCAAUACAAGUAGGUCUCAGGAUUAGUGCUUCUCAAUGUGGGGUUUUCCCCAGUUAAUUGCCAAAGUUAGCGGGAGCUCGUGCGGCAUGCGUCUGCUCAGCUAAAGGUCUCGGCGCCACCCCCCAGUUUUUUUUAAAUUGACAAAUCAUCAUGUUCAACAGCAAAACUACGAUUUUUAAAGAGACACAAUGGUGACUACAAACAGUGGUCUUUAAAUGGACACGAUAGGCACUCAGACCACUUCAUCUCAUUGAGUUUGUGUGCAAUGUCCCUGUCAUUUUAACCCUGCAACUGCAAACAUUCCAGUUUCUAAAAAACUGCAAUGUUUACAUUUCAGUGUUAAGCCUUCCUUUAGUGGCUGUCUAUUGGGACUUUCUGCUUUAGCUCCAUGAAACGAUGCUGGACAUCAUUCUGCUUUUCAUGAGGACGUCCAUUGGAAAGCAUUGUGCCUAAUGCGUGUGCGGCUGAUGUUGGCAUAGGAGCCCGACGCAGCACCUGAGUAUCCUCUGCGCUGGUAUCAAGUAAGUGUGAACAGGUUUUUUUUUUUAAAUCCUUUAUUUCCUGGAGGAGGGGGCAGAGAGACACUAUAGUGUUAGGAAUACAAAACUGUAUUUCUAACACUAGAGUUCCUUUUAAACAAGGGCUCAACAAAUCCUAGGUCGCCAUGGCACCUUGGAUGUCAAAGCUCAGGGUUUACAUUCUUUCUAUGUUCUGAUCUAAGCCAAUACUUUUCUAUAGGAAAGCAAUGGGAAGAUAUUGCGUAUGCGCAGCAAAAACUGUGCCAUUCAGCAUCUCCUCAUAGAGAAGUUUUUAAUCAAUGGUCUCUAUGGGGAACAAUCAGUGCCUCCAUGCAGAGCGUGGAGACACAAAAUGUAGAUGCUACACAGUGUUUACAUUGAAAAGUAUGCAGGUACAGGCUAUAGACACCAAAGUAACUACAUUAAGCUGUAGUGGUUCUGGUGUCUAUAGUGUCCCUUAAGAAUUGCAUUUUUCUCGUUAAAAACUAAACUUAAAUUUUUUUAUUUUAUUUUUUAUUUUUUUUAAACUGGCUCUUUUUUUUUUUUUUUUCUGGCUCCUAGAUUCCAAACCAAUGUUAAGCCCUGCUUUAAACUACAAUAAAUGUAUUUAGAAAUUAGUCUGUGUAAAAUAAGCUACAUGUUCAUGUGCCACUUAUGACGGCUCUGUCACCCACUACAGAUUUUAUAUUUAUGAAUAUUUCAUAAAUAUAAAAUCUGUAGGAAGUACUUUCAUCGACUGUGUUGUACUUUCACUGGAAUUCCAACUCAGUCAAAAGAUACCUUUUAUGUCAAACUUGUGAUUUUCAUUUAUCACCAGUGAUGACUGUAGAAGGGGGGUGGGGAACUAUCCUUUCUGUGGAGGCUCCUACAGUCUUGCAUAGACCUCAAUGCUGCACUCUUGCGCAGUCGUUGGUGUACAUCGCUGAUGUCUGCUCCUGGCAGCUGUAGUGUCUCAAACAGCAAAGUCACUGUCGGGGAUCUUUGCAAAUUACCAGUGACAGCAGUAGUGCGAAAAAUGCUCUUUGUAUGGAGGAUGCUUCUGUCUAAGGGUAUCUUCCAUAGACCUCAAUGCUGUAGUCCUAUACAUUACUGAGCGAACAGAACUGAUUGUGCCUCUUGGCAGUUAAAGUACAAAAAUCUGAAGAGGAUGGAACAGAAGAUCAUGGUGGCACCUGUGAGGGACGUAAAACCUAACAUGCCAGCACCCCAGGCGGCAAUGUCACCAUGUGGGGUUUCUGCAAUUUAUGUAAAGACCCCAAAUGGUGACAGCCAGGCACUUUAUAAUUUCUCUGAAGAGCCUCGCCAUUGACCACAAACCCAUCCACAAUCCUAAGAGUAAAGUCAAUUUAGCCAUCUAAAAUGUUGGGAGGUAUACAUUGUUGCUUUCUCCAUCUCUACUGUGAAUAUUUCUUGUUUGAUGUACAAAGAUAUUUGCAGUGUUCCAUAGGUUACUGGUUAGCCAAACUGUUUCUUUCAGUUAUUGUUUAACUCAAACUUCUAUGAUGCACUGAUGCAUAGACAGCCCACACACUUGCUUUAAAUUUAUUUAAUUUUUAUUGUAUUUUCUCCACUUGAGAACUACAGUGUAAUCUUCCCAGAUCAACACACUGACUGAUUUAAUCUAAACCUGAAACUGUAUUUAUUUUACAUCUGUAAUUGAGUUCUGCAGGGGGUUGCCAGAAAGUAUAAAUCAUUGAAUCAGUACUGCUCACAUCCAGUGCAUUGUCUGCUUUUCUCUGGAUACCUUUGCUUACUGUCUUCAAAGGAAUGAUGAGCAUCGAGAAUGGAUUCAUAACAAAUGAAUGCUGCAAAUGGUGUUACCAGGACUGGUUUGUGAGCAUGUUCUAAAAAAUAGCCUUUUGUAUUAUUUUUGGAGUGACUGUAUCAAAGGUCAUGUUUGUAAAUAGUUGACAGUAGCCUAAUGUAACAGUGGGUUAAAGAGAGUUUUGGAAUGAGAAACCUAAACCUUCCGUCAGAGGACUAGCCAUGUACUCAGUUUUUCAUUGGCUGCUUCUGCAAAAACUUUGCAAUGGGAUUCAUCAGCAAAGAUGGAAAUGAUAACUAUAAUUUCCACUUUUGUUAGUGUAGUUGGUCAUGUGUUUCCUUAUGUACCGUACUCACUCUGUAAAGGGUCCAAAGUAGAAUGCUGGAUUAUGGUGGCCUGGGGUAGGAAUCGGAAGGGGAGGGACCUGCAGGACGGUUAGGAAACCAAGGGAACCCAGCGACGCCAGGCGAGCCAACCAGGGACAGCGCUCAUUUAUGGACAGCACAGCAGCCAUCACACAGGGGUAACAUUAACACAACUCCAGCUCUGCUGAGCCGAAACGUCGUAAUUAUUUUUUGGUUAGGUGGUGAACCCGUGAAUAAACCUUACCUUCAUUAUCCUGGAGUGCUGCCUGUGUUGUUCUUCUUUCAAUACUUGGGAGAAAUAUGUGAUGGCACAUGUUAUUGUAAACCUGCUAUUAAACAGACCAAAAUACUGUACAUUAAAGGGCAAUUGGCAGCAAAAUAUAUUAAGGUAAUAUAUUGUGAUUCACAGCUUAGUUCAGAGUUCAAAUUUGGACUAGCUAUUGGCGAUAAAAAAAACCAAACAAAAAAAAAAAACCCAGGCUUGUAGUGAGGCAUAACUUUUAGGCCUGGCUAGUCACAUGUUAAACUCUGCAUCCCCCCACCUUAAGUUUUAUUUAUAUAUAUAUAUAUAAUUUUUUUUUUUUUCAUUUCCACCCAAAAACAUGCUCAGUUGUUUUUUUUGUUUUUUUUUCUCUUCUAGUAAGCAGUGGGUCAGUGACUGUGAAUGAAGAUUCCACUGUACAGCUGUUGGCAGAAGAAGCAGUGCCUCUUGACAUGUUGGACCUGAGUGUAAGUUCCCCAAUUUUAGCUGUUUCACAAGAGGCAGAUAUCAAAUUAUAUAGCAGGGGAUGCUCUUGAUCAGAUAUCUAACCUAAGAAAAGACAAAAAAAAUAACGUAUUGACUUUAAUAAUGCUGUUUUCUGUGUAGCUCUGUCAUGGUUUAAACAUGUUUCGAUUAUUAAUCAGGCUGCAAAGUCAAACCUGGAAAAGGCACAAGCAGAACUUUUGAAGGCAUCAGAUGAAGUGGCAAAGGCAGAGGCUCAAAUCACUCUGGAGGCAAACGAGGCCAUCGUUAAGAGUUUAGAAUAAUAACAGGUCUGUAUAAACGAACCUUUUUGCAAUCUACACUAAAUUACUUCAUAGGUCUGUGUCGGUACAUCAAAAAUGUGAUAGGAUCUCCUAUUUUUCUGUGCAUGUGUUUGUUUUGCCAGUGAAUGUGAUUCUAUAGCACAUAACCUUACUAUAUCUCCCUCCUACAUGCAUUGUGCAAGAUUGCUUCUCUUGCAUCCAAACAUCUGGAUGUCUGCAGUCCCCCACCCACUCACAUUCUACCUGUCAAUUUUCUAUACACACACUCCACCUCCUGAUGUGCUCUGCUGCUUCUUGUGUGUGGUGUUUAGUUUCCCAGAUUUCUUUUUGCACUGCAAUUAUUUCUCCUCUGUUGUUUUGCCAGAAGCUUGCUCUUGGAAAUAUUCGAGCCUACACCCAUAUGUAUCAGAGACGCGUAUUCUUUAACCUUUCUGUAUGUUAAACUUGCUAUACUCGCUCACUGAUGACAAACAACAACAGCUUUUUUAACAGAUGCAUUUAGAGGUGAUGACCUGACCAUAUCUUUAUUUAUUUAUUUAUUCCUCAUUCCUGACUCACCUUGUGGACACAAUGCAUGCAAUUUCCCACUGGGUGGCAGUAUUAAUUUGAUUCUCGAAACCUCUGUUGCAGACCAGUAUUACACUUUUCAAAAUGAAAUCUCACGAUUUUCUUAUGGGAAAUAUUUAAUUCAGAUCUAUUUUAAAGUCAUUGGAUUGGAACAGUCCAAGAUUGAUAUAUAUUUUUCAGGUACCAUUUAUGUUAAAGGAUUACUAUAGGGUCAGGAACGCAAACAUUUAUUCCUGACCCUAUAGUGCAAAACCAACCAUUUAGGUGGCUUGCCCCCUAUAAGAGUUUAAAACUCACCUUCUGCCGGUGCUGGAUCCGCCCCCAUUGUGACAUCAUCAAAAUGGCCUAUUUAUUUAUUUUUUAGCCAAUUUAUGGGAAAGCAUUGGAAGCCCCUCCAGUGGCCACUUGGAGGUGUGUCUAGGGGCAAUGUAAACACUUUACAUGAAAAUUUCUGAAGGGAGCUAUUAUACUCACCAGAACAACUACAUUAAGCUAUAGUUGUUCUGGUGACUAUAGUGUCACUUUAAGUAAAAAGCAAAUUCUCUUGGAUAUUCUUUUCUAUUUGAUAACUUUAUUUUCAAAAAAUGUUUGAUUUUGACUUUUUUUCUUUUUUCCUUUUUUGCAGAUUUUGCUUUUUAUGUCAACUAAGGUAUCCAGCACACCCCUACCUAAACAAUAAAAAGAUAAUACAACCAAACUGUGUUUGUUUUUUUUUUUUUUUUUUUUUUUUUAUAGGAGUGCUUUAUAUGGUAUGGAAUAAUUCUAGUAAUUACACUGAUAUUAGAGUUUUGCUCGAUGAUUAUGUAUUAUUAUUUAUUACAGCCUGAUUUCUCUUAAUUGUGGGUCCCCUUAUGUCUGUACACCAUGCAUUGGCAUGGUUUGCGAACGACAAAAAAGCCCAGCUGUCUGUAAAUUUUGACAUACUCAUGUGUAUGACACAUACUUGAAAAUGUGUAAUUUCAAUGUAUGCUUCCUGGUAAUGGGGGAGGGAAGAUGCACACGAUCUCUCUUUGACUUUGUAUGGAUGACACAUUGUUCUAGGUUAAAAAGAACAUGAAUGUGUGAGUUUGUGAAAUCCACGGCACUCUAAAAGCUUUCCUUGCUUUGUAUUUCUUUUUCUCCUAUUCCUCUAAUGAUCUGGGUUGAUUUAAAUUGUCAAAGCUGUUCUACUAGGAAAUUGAAAUAGGCCUGUUUUUGUGUCUUUUUCUUUAGGGUUAGACAUUCCUGGCAUGCUCAGUUGGUCUGUUUUGCAGAAUGUUUUGCUUUGGUGUUGGAAACCGACCUCCCAAGUGUGCUUGAUAGUCUUUUGGGGUUACUGGCACUGGGGAUGAUAAAUGUAAACCUGUUCUUUCCUAUAUCAAGUAUAAAAAUCCUAUGUGUUGACUUUUACUCUCAUGCAUGGCACUUGAAUGGUUGUCAAGGUUGGAAUGUGCCGACUACAAAGAAUCUGAUUAAAUGUUUCUUUUAUUUAUAUAUAUAUAUAUAUAUAUAUAUAUAUAUAUAUAUAUAUAUAUAUAUAUAUAUAUAUAUAUAUAUAUAUAUAUAUAUAUAUAUAUAAUUUUGUUGGGCACUAUCAUGUAUUGCCUUUUGUCUACCCUGCAUUUUGCUGAGGUCAUAUCAGGUCCUGUCAACAUUUCCUUAUGACUCAGUCAGGCCAUGACCAUGACAAACCCAGGGAUAUUUAACACCUUCCAUGUCUGAAACCUGCCUACUGAUGACUAGACUACAGACCUGCCUAGUGGCUAACACUUUCCCAAGCCAGGCACGUGAAUUGCAAAGCUGUGACUCAUUCUUCCGGCAAAAUAGUUAACCCUCUUCCUAGGACAGAAAUACGGAACAGUGAUUUCCUUGAUAGGCAUUUCAGUGUAAUACUGAAAUUUUUCAGUGCUCAAACAACCUGCAGAGCUACUGUGUACAAAAGCCAAAUCCUUUAUUUCCAAAGAGGAAAACCACCAGAGCACCUCAGCUUACUUAAUGCAUAUGUAAUGUAGGUUUGCACAGGCAGUGAAGAUGUUAACGCCCACUCUCAUUUUUCCCCCCUCCUUUUGUCCUCUCCUUCACAGACUGUUCUGCUUUUUCUUGGAAGACCUUCCCUCCCUCAUUCUCUACCCAGCUCUGUCACCCUCCCUCUCUUCAAUCACCACCUCCUUUAUUUGGUUACUCUCCACCCUUUAGCUCUUCCCCCCCCUCCUGUUUUUUUCUUCUGCUUUGUGCUCCACCAAUUCUGGUCACAGCUCAAGAACUUUCCUAACGAAGCUUUACUUGCGGUAUAG